AUGCGGGACGCGCGCGCGACGACGCCGCACGACGUCGAGCUCGGCCAUCGCGCCGAGGCGUCGACGAGCGACGCCGCGCGCGACGACGACGCGACGACGCGCGACGGCGACGACGACGCGCGCGACGCGACGACGCGCGACGACGACGACGACGCGCGCGACGCGGCGUCCCCGGGACGGGCGCCGAUCGGAGGGAUCAACGAGGACGGGUACUUCGGCGACGCCGACGGCGCGUGGCUGCCGAGCGAUCGCGUGCCGUUGGUGCUGCGCGCGCGAGAGGCGGCGAUGGCGGCGGGAGAGGAUUACGGACGGGACGUGCGAACGUUCCUCGGCGCCUUCGGAUGGCCGAUCGCGGCUUCGGCGUUUUGCGUGUUUCUGUUGAUUUUCGCGCUCGAGGAAUUCGGCGGCGCGAAGACGCGGCGACGCGGGCCGUGA
Messenger RNA from Ostreococcus lucimarinus CCE9901, 435 nucleotides. RefSeq lists its product with no specific name. The transcript has a single exon. The coding region runs from base 1 to 435 and encodes 144 amino acids. The record is from RefSeq and is a predicted model, not a curated record. NCBI's taxonomy places the organism in Eukaryota, Viridiplantae, Chlorophyta, Mamiellophyceae, Mamiellales, Bathycoccaceae.